UUUCAAUUGUCGCUUUGUCGCGCCUCCAUCUCCAACUCUAUCGCCGUCGCACCAGCUGCGUACAUCGGCCAAAUACAUAUAAAAGCGUUGGGGCGAUCGGGCAGGCGUUUCUUUUGCCAAGACAAUGGCGAGAAGUGCGCUUAUUGUACACGGGUUAACAGUGGCCCUGGGCAUGGUCAUGGGACCUUGGCUAGCUGCCGGCAUGGGACGCUUUGAGCCAGCUGUGCCGCCCCCGCCCCGCUGGGGCGCCAACAUGCAAAUGUUGCGACGAUACAACUCUGCGGCAUUUGAUUAUUGGACAGAUGAGAGCGACAGCAACAUUUGGGAGCAUUGCGGUCUCUUCGAGGGUGACAUCAUGUUGCAUCGUGAGCUGCUGCGCAAUGGGCUGCUGAACGAGCGACAGACAUGGCCAGAUGCUGCUGUCCCAUUCUACAUUGAUCCAAAGGACUUCACGACCAAUGAGACGAUGGUCAUACUGAUGGCAUUCAAGGAGUACCACGAACGCUCCUGCAUACGCUUCCGGCCGUAUGAGGAAGGCGACAAGCACUGGCUCCUCAUCAAGGGCAACUAUUCCGGCUGCUGGUCGAGCGUUGGCCGGCGCCAAGGCGGCCAAAUUCUCAAUCUCAACACGCCCAAGUGCGUCACUCAUGGCGUUGUUGUCCAUGAGCUGUUGCACGCGCUGGGCUUCUACCAUCAGCAGAGUGCCACGGAGCGCGACGAGUACGUGAAGAUCAACUGGGAGAACAUCUUGGAUGGCCAUGCACACAAUUUCAACAAAUACGCACGCACACAUAUCACCAACUUUGGUGUGGAGUACGACUAUCAAAGCGUUAUGCACUACAGCUCCCGGGCAUUCAGCAAGAAUGGCCAGGCCACCAUUGAGCCACUGGAUCCAUAUGCCACACUUGGCCAGCGACGCGGUUUGUCCGAAAAGGACAUUUCAAAGCUGAACGAGAUGUACCAGCAGGACUGCAAUGGAAACUUCCUGUUAGGCUUUGAUGGCUUUGGUAACUAUCUGGACGAGCUGCUCGACUACUUCCAAAGUAAUCUGCUGGGUCUGUUUGGCUAA
Messenger RNA from Drosophila grimshawi, 1069 nucleotides. Its product is annotated as zinc metalloproteinase nas-7. Gene Ontology annotation, biological process: proteolysis. Lineage: Eukaryota; Metazoa; Arthropoda; Insecta; Diptera; Drosophilidae. The record is from RefSeq and is a predicted model, not a curated record. Bases 125 to 1069 code for a protein of 314 amino acids. Gene Ontology annotation, molecular function: zinc ion binding; metalloendopeptidase activity. The transcript has 4 exons.